CAAAAAGUGCACCUUUAUGCCGUGCGUAGACGACAUAAAAUCGCAUUUUAUGCUCUAGAGCAUAAAAGUAAAAUUUUCUUCUAGUUAAGACUAAGGUAAUCGGUCUCAAUAGCCAAAUAGUUAAAACAUAUUGCACAAUUUUACUGAGCAAUAACAUUGUGUAGAUGACAAAACUUGUUAUAUUAUUUUAUUUUUGCUACAAUUUAUUAGAAAUCCGUAUUUUCUGUCAUUAAAUUCAGUAAAUCACAUAAAAUAGGAGUCGAUUGUCGUUCAAAAAUGCUCCGAAAUGUUUGACUUGGCAGAAAACCAAGCGUCUGGAACUCUGAUCACAUGUUGAAAAUUAAAAAAAAAAUUAAAAAGUUGGCGGGAAUUGGUUAUGUAUUGUGUUGUAUUGUUUCUUUCGCUUUACGACAUUUUCGUGGUGUAAAUUGUCGUGAAAAAUGUGUUUUAUUUUCCUCGCAAUCGAAGUGAAAAGCAGAGUGUACAACAAGGGCAUAAAUGUCCAUUUUUACCCUCAUCUACUAUUUUUGUCUGCGCUUCGCUCAGACCAAAAAAUUGCCUCGAGUAAAAAUGGGUCACUUUAUGCCCUUGUUGUACAAUCUACUAUUAUUUCUUACCCGCUAUUUCGCCAGUACUAGGGUAAUUCGCCAGUAACCACAUUCCCACGCUGAAUAUCUAUGCCUAUUCUUUGAGCUAGAAAUGAUCCAGCCCUAAGGUCACCCGUAGUCGAACGGUCUUUUUAUUAGGCCCUGAAAAUGAUUCUAAGCGUCACGACUGCACCGCCCCAAAUAAAUAAUACUAAAGUAAAUAAUAUCGGAAAUAAUAGCUUAGAAAGAAAAAAAUUGCGUUUCAGUUCCUGGGAUAUCAAAACAUUUAGUUUCUUACUAUUUCAGUAUUUAUCGAAGGCGCAGGCGCUGAAAAAGCAUUUGGACUGGCACAACAAUGUAAAACAACCAAAGACCAAGAAGUGCAACAUAUGCGGACACUUGUUUUUGAGCAAUAUUAAUCUACGUUACCAUAUGUACACACACACGGGCGAGCGACCGUACCGAUGUCCGCACUGCGAAACGGCUUUCUCGCAGCCGCACUGCCUUCGUACGCACUUGAUGAAGCAGCACAACAUUGACGCCAGGGUGAAAUCGGACGGGACGAUCACUGAAAUGACUGGGACGGAAAUAGUAGAUUGUGUCACAAGGGAGCAAAGUGACAUGUUUACGGCAAGGUCGUACUUUGAUUCCUAAACGAAGCGACGGUUAGCAUAGUGAGGGAUACAAGGGUGUUACGCCCCAUAUGGAAAUAAUUUUGUUACCAUGUGACACAUACUGCUUUUCACAUCACCUAUGAGGUAGUUGUCAUGUUUAAAAAUAUUAUUUAAGAUAAAAAAUAAUGUGCAAAAACUAGAACAAAAAGUGUUACUUUGAUCCGUCCUAGCAGGGAAGAAAAGUGUCACUGUGAUCCCUCCCAGUAGAGAGAAUGAGCACCUUUUCUAAUUGGUGAUGUGCAAAAUAAGUUACUGCCAAUACAUUAAUUUUUAUAAACAGUUAUUACCGACUGUACUUCGUACCAGAUUAUUGUAUGGUAUGCCUAUACAUGUUUGCAAAAUGUAGUUUUCAACAUCGGUACCACAUAGUCCUUCCAAUAAGGACGCUCGGACAGGUUAUAUGUUUAAAGAUGUCAUACUUACUGUAAGCUACAAAAUGGUACCUUUGAUUGUAAACUCACAAUUUUCAAAGCGAUACGGCUAUAAUAGAGUGUUUUGAGUUACGUCUAUUAUGUCUGCGCUAUGGAAAAAUAGCGUUGCAUUUGUACCAACGUCAAGCAGUUGACUAGACGGACGCUCGGUAGACGUAUCUUAUAGUAGGAUAAGAUUGAUUUGCAUGGUUUUAUUAUAUUGUUACAAGUGAAGUAAG
This is a messenger RNA of Cydia fagiglandana, 1910 nucleotides long. RefSeq names its product zinc finger protein 624-like. The record is from RefSeq and is a predicted model, not a curated record. The transcript has 2 exons. Bases 756 to 1241 code for a protein of 161 amino acids. Gene Ontology annotation, biological process: regulation of DNA-templated transcription. Gene Ontology annotation, molecular function: DNA-binding transcription factor activity, RNA polymerase II-specific; RNA polymerase II cis-regulatory region sequence-specific DNA binding. Gene Ontology annotation, cellular component: nucleus. NCBI's taxonomy places the organism in Eukaryota, Metazoa, Arthropoda, Insecta, Lepidoptera, Tortricidae.